Messenger RNA from Ruditapes philippinarum (Manila clam), 3405 nucleotides. Its product is annotated as beta-1,3-galactosyltransferase 9-like. The transcript has a single exon. Gene Ontology annotation, cellular component: membrane. Lineage: Eukaryota; Metazoa; Mollusca; Bivalvia; Venerida; Veneridae. The coding region runs from base 115 to 1428 and encodes 437 amino acids. The record is from RefSeq and is a predicted model, not a curated record. Gene Ontology annotation, molecular function: hexosyltransferase activity.
ACGGUGUCUAAUUGUAAAGUGUAUGAUCUUAAAAUCGAUAAGUUGUAAAAAAAUAAGUUAUUAGACACAUUUGUGUAGUUUUUUGUUAAUAUUCCAGUUAAAACGUUGAGAAACAUGUUAGGUUAUCGCUUCAGAAGAAAAGUACUAAAAAUAGUGUUCUUUAUUCAUAUUUAUGUGUUUCUAUUCAUAUUCUAUCUGAUGUACAGUAUGGAUAUCAUGGAUAAUUCUGCAAGCAAACAAAAAUCGGUUAAACCACCUAUAGAAGGAUAUGAAAUAAGUAAAACAUUGUACAAUAAAAACGACAUGAAUAGAACAUUCAAUCAUAUCAAAUAUAUGAAUAAAACAUUUAAACAUCAAAACAUAAAUAAAAUGUUUUACUAUCAAAGUGUUAGAAAUAAAUCGAAAGUGUACAUUCCAAAACAAAAGAUGUUUACACAAGGUGUAAAUCAUAUGAAAUAUCGUGUUCAAAUAGAUCCAAAUUUAGUUAAGCUAAUCAAUUGGACUAACCCAAAGUAUCCAAUGGACGUGAAAUAUGUUAUAGAAAAUAAAUAUCUCUGCGCGUCAGUAAGGAAUUUGGCGGUUUUAGUUGUGGUGAAUUCGGCAACAGAUCAUUUUGACCGCAGACAAGCUAUCAGACUAACAUGGACUAAUGACAAAUAUUAUUCACAUCUUGGUACCGUUAGAGUUGUAUUCCUUCUAGGUAAAAGCGCAAGCCUUGCUGUACAAAUGGGCAUAGAAAAGGAAGCUGAAAUUUCCAGAGAUAUACUGCAGGGAAAUUUUAUGGACACUUAUUGUAAUCUAACACAUAAAGGUAUCAUGGGGUUAAAAUGGAUCACAGAACGUUGUCGAAAUGCUCAAGUUAUUUUGAAAGUUGACGAUGAUUUUAUGGUGAAUAUGUUCUUAUAUCUCCGUAAAUUAAAAAUGCUUCAUGAUAGGCAAGUUUAUUGUGAUUAUAACUCUGAUAAGAUACCCCGAGAAGAAAACAAUAAGUGGCAUGUCAGUGAAGAUCAUUUCAAAGGCCAAACGCAUUACAAACCAUUCUGCAAAGGAAAAUUUGUUAGUAUGGCGAAUAGUAUUAUUCCAUAUUUAUAUGAAUCGGCGACUAAAACUCCAUUUUUCCCAUAUGAUGAUGUGCUAUUAUUUGGCUAUGUGAUACAUAAUGUUAAAACGAUAAGAGUUAAAUCUCUAAAAAUGGCAGACAUGACCACAAGAAAUUAUAUCGCAAGGAAGUGUUUAGAUGUACGUAAAUACAAGUGUACGAGAUUUGUAAUUGGUGCAGAUAAUGAAAGAGAAAUGCGAUAUACUUGGUACAAAAUUUUAAACAUUUUUGGAAAUGUAAAGUUUAGUCAAAAUUCAUCUGAUGUUUAUAAACGGCCAUCAUUCUUAAAAAACUUACAACAAAUACAUCAUCCAGAUGUAUUUAUUUGAAACUAAUUUUCACUUGCAGUGUUAUAAUUGACCUUGACAUCUGUAUUAUCUCGAAUUUGCAUUUAGUUUUGUUAUUUAUCGAAUUCAUAUUUGUAGUAAUGAUAUUCUACCAUUUAAACACGAGACAAUACAAGCUUUCAGGCAACAGCUAGAAAAAAUGUUAAAAUAGCCGAAGUGAACAUUAUUUUUUAUAGAUUUUGGUAGAUUUUUUCCCUAUGUGUUUGUAUAUAAAACUACAUUGUAUCCCUAUUAUAAGAUUUUAAAGAUUUUGCUUUCUCAUCUUUUUAUCAAUUUUGUAUUACCAUUAUAUAUUAUAUAUUUAUCGUGACUUAGUUCUUAAACAUGCUGAUGACAAUACGGGGUAUUCAUAUAUACUAGGUGUCAUUAUUCUACUGCAACGAAUGUCCGACCCAAUUUAAUUUGAAAUUGAUACAACCAGACUGUAAAAGUCUAAAUUUCUAUUGUAUUUUUUUAAAGAAUGCAUAAAACACGCAGAACACUUACUUAAUAAGUAUUGUAAAAAAAUGUUCUGUUUGGCUGACAUGGUUUAUUUUCAAACCAUUAAAACGACUCGACAACCAAAUUAAACGGUUCUAAAUAUUUUUACCGUUUGUCUUUAUACACGUAUUUUAUAUGACUACUGGGUGCGCCGAUACUUAACAUGUUCAUGUUAAUGUGAAAAGCAUCAAGCAAAAGGAGGAUAUAUAAUCAUCAACAUUAAAAAGAGGAAACAAGAUGUAUCUUUAGAAAAAAAGAUACUUGUCCGAAGUAAAACUGGUCAACUUCGAAUGUUAGUUCUUAGUUUUCCAUGUAAAGUCAUAUAGAAAUGUUGGGAUAGCUUGCAUAAGAAAUGACAUAAUAACUUCUUAUAGGGUUUAUCUUAACUUUAAGAUGUAUGUGUUUCUAAUUUCGGUAAGUGAACUCAAUUUCUAACACCAACAUUAACGCAGUCGAUAGGCAAUUAUUUUCAUAAAUACAUGAUUAAUAUGCGAUAAUAUAAGAAAAUUAUAAAUUGAACACAUCAAUUGAACAGAUCAAUAAUCAUAUAAUAUAUUAGACUCUUAUUUAACAUAAUAAACUUAGGGUACCUAAUAAGUUCUGAUAUUAUUCUGCUAUUGAAAGUCAAUGGUUGCUAUUGAAAUUACUGGCUGUAAAGGCUGUAAAGGAAAGUCUGUAGUUUCUAUGGAAAUCACUGGUUGUUAAGGCAAUGUAAUGUUUGCUGUUGAAAUCAUUUGUGGCUUAUUUAAAUGGAGUACAAAGGCUAUAAUUUGAACAAACUUUGUAGCAGUCCACUAUACAUUUUCAGCACCAAAUAUCCAAGUUCUAGCCUUUGCGGUGACCAUCAGGGUGGCCCCAUUUUCGAUAUUAUGGCCAUAAUUUCAACAAACUUGACUUUGACGUCUUAUCUGUGAUAUAUACAUGAUACUGUUCAACAAUAAAUUCUGAUUAUGAUAUGCAGGUUUCAUAACCUGACUGUGAUCCCCUUUCAAAAUUCCAUUUUGUUUAGUUCCGCUCAUUGUUUUAUCGUUAAGGGCACCAGCUUUCUUUACUUAGGUACCAUACGCCCCUUUUCAUGGAAUGGCACGAAAUUGUCACAGAUAAUCGCCCUAUGAACACAUCUGCGGAUGUUUCUGUCGCGGGUCAGCUCAGUCAGGUAGGCAGUAUCAAUUGGAAAUUUGGGGUUGAAGUGAAAUGAACGCAACAAAAGAUACGAUCCUGUAAUUAUAUAUAAUGCAAUUUAUGGUACAUAUACAAAAGUCAUUAUUUAAUUAAAUACACAAUAUUACAAUUACUGACAUACAUGAUUCAUUAGAGUAUAUAUUAAUAAAUACAAAAUACUUUUAUACCUGUAAUUAUAUAAAUGAAUAAAUACAGAAAUGGAUAUAUAUUUAUAGCACAAAAUGGCUUUGUUAUUGUUUUGAAUAAUGGCGGAGAAAGGCGUAAGAAGUUAUGAUUGGUUAUUGACCCGUGCAAAAG